This is a messenger RNA of Arvicanthis niloticus (Nile rat), 3701 nucleotides long. RefSeq names its product niban apoptosis regulator 2 (gene Niban2). The record is from RefSeq and is a predicted model, not a curated record. Lineage: Eukaryota; Metazoa; Chordata; Mammalia; Rodentia; Muridae.
AGAGGCAGCAGCGGCCGGCGGGAGGGACGCGGCGGGGAUCUCGGUGGGAGUGCAGAGGAGCCCAGGCGGCAGCGGGGCUGCGGGGCGGCGGGAGCGGGGCCUGCGGACUCCAUGGCGCCAGCGGCGUCCGUCUGAGUAGCGGCGGGCGGAUCCGGCCGCGGCUUCUCCUCGCCAUGGGAGACAUACUGUCCACACACCUGGAUGACGCGCGGCGCCAGCACAUCGCAGAGAAAACUGAGAAGAUCCUCAGAGAGUUCCUUCAUUUCUAUGAGGACCAAUAUGGUGUCUCCCUCUUCAACAGCAUGCGACAUGAGAUCGAGGGCACCGGGCCACCGCAGGCACAGCUGCUCUGGCGCAAGGUGCCCCUGGAUGAACGCAUCAUCUUCUCCGGGAACCUUUUCCAGUACCAGGAAGACAAUAAGAAGUGGAGAAACCGCUUCAGCCUGGUGCCCCAUAACUAUGGGCUGGUGCUCUAUGAGAACAAAGUGGCCUAUGAGCGGCAGAUACCACCCCGAGCCGUCAUCAACAGUGCGGGCUACAAAGUUCUCACCUCUAUUGACCAGUAUCUGGAGCUCGUUGGCAAUUCCCUGCCAGGGACCACAUCAAAAUCAGGCUCCGCCCCCAUCCUGAAGUGCCCAACGCAGUUCCCUCUCAUCCUGUGGCAUCCUUAUGCCCGGCACUAUUACUUCUGCAUGAUGACGGAAGCGGAACAGGACAAGUGGCAGGCGGUGCUUCAGGAUUGCGUCCGACACUGCAACAACGGGAUCCCCGAGAACUCAAAGGUGGAGGGCCCUGCAUUCACAGAUGCCAUCCGCAUGUACCGCCAGUCGAAGGAGCAGUACGGCACCUGGGAAAUGUUGUGUGGGAACGAGGUGCAGAUCCUAAGCAACCUGGUGAUGGAGGAGCUGGGCCCAUCGCUGAAGGCAGAGCUUGGUCCACGGCUGAAGGGAAAGCCUCAGGAGCGCCAGCGACAGUGGAUCCAGAUCUCGGAUGCUGUAUACCGCCUGGUAUUUGAACAGGCCAAGGUGCACUUUGAGGAGGUGCUGUGUAAGCUCCAGUUGGCCCGGCCGGCCAUGGAGGCAGUUAUUCGCACCGACAUGGACCAGAUCAUCACCUCCAAGGAGCAUCUGGCCAGCAAGAUCCGAGCCUUCAUCCUCCCCAAGGCAGAGGUGUGCGUGAGGAACCACGUCCAGCCCUACAUCCCAUCCAUCCUGGAGGCUCUGAUGGUGCCAACCAGCCAGGGCUUCACCGAGGUGCGGGAUGUCUUCUUCAAAGAGGUCACAGACAUGAAUCUGAAUGUGAUCAACGAGGGUGGCAUUGACAAGCUGGGCGAGUAUAUGGAGAAGCUGUCCCAACUGGCGUACCACCCCCUGAAGAUGCAGAGCUGCUAUGAGAAGAUGGAGCCCCUGCGGCUCGAUGGGCUGCAACAGCGCUUCGAUGUGUCUAGCACUUCUGUGUUCAAGCAGCGAGCCCAGAUACACAUGCGAGAGCAAAUGGACAACGCUGUGUACACCUUCGAAACCCUCCUGCACCAAGAGCUGGGGAAGGGACCCACCAAGGAGGAGCUGUGCAAGUCCAUCCAGCGGAUUCUGGAGCGAGUGCUGAAGAAAUAUGACUAUGACAGCAGUUCUGUGCGCAAGAGAUUCUUCCGAGAGGCACUGUUGCAGAUCACCAUUCCCUUCCUGCUCAAGAAGCUGGCCCCCACCUGCAAGUCGGAGCUGCCACGCUUCCAGGAGCUGAUCUUUGAAGACUUUGCCAGGUUCAUCCUGGUGGAGAACACGUAUGAGGAGGUGGUGCUGCAGACAGUCAUGAAGGACAUCCUCCAGGCUGUGAAGGAGGCCGCAGUGCAGCGCAAACACAACCUUUACCGGGACAGCAUGGUUCUGCAUAACAGUGACCCCAAUCUACACCUGCUGGCUGAGGGUGCACCCAUUGACUGGGGCGAACAGUACAGUGACAGUGGUGACGGCAGUGACAGUGGUGGCAGCCCCUGCCCCUCUGAAGCAGCCACCCUCACAGAAAAGCGCAGGCGUGCCAAGCAGGUGGUAUCCGUGGUCCAGGACGAGGAGUCAGGGCUACCCUUUGAGGCUGGCUCUGAACCGCCAUCACCUGCAUCCCCGGACAAUGUCACCGAGCUCCGAGGCCUGUUGGCUCAGGACCUGCAGGCUGAAAGCUCCCCACCAGCCAGCCCCCUUCUCAAUGGGGCUCCUGUCCAAGAGAGCCCCCAGCCCGUGGCAGUCCUGGAGGCCUCACCACCAGCCUCACCCCUCCAGCACCUCCCACCUGGAAAAGCUGUGGACCUUGAGCCCCCUAAACCCAGUGAUCAAGAGACCGGGGAGCAAGUGUCCAGUCCUGGUAGCCGUCCCCCCAUCCAUACCACCACCGAGGACAGUGCCGGAGUGCAGACAGAGUUCUAGGCAUGGCCUCCUGGCUUCUGUUGGACUCUGCACCAGGGCGCUUUUCCUUGGGCACCACAGCCUCAUCUCUGGGGAGGGGUACUCCAGCCUGUGCCUUUUGGGGAAGGUGGCUGGGGGCGGGGUGCCCUCCAGGGGUCUGGCCUACCCAAGUCACUUUAUGGGGUUCAGUACACCUGUUACUGCCCCGUUUUCUAAGGGCUGGUUUCUGAUGCUGGGUCUGGUUUUGAGGGUUUCCUCCUUGUGCAAGGGGCAGGGGAGCCCCUCCAUCCUGCCAUUGUGCUGUUACCUGUUUUCCCUCAUGGUGGUUCUUGACGGAGGUAGAUGAAAGCAUUGGUGCUGUGACUCAUGUCUAGGAACCUGGGAAGCUGUCAUCUCACUCUGGGGCUCCUUGGUACCAAACUGGCAAGGAAGAGGCGGAGGUCCGGCCUCUUGUCCCACCUACUCCCUGCAGAUUCCAAGGUUAGACACUAGAGCGGUCACUGGCCUCACUUUGCUGGCUACUGCUGUGGGAAGGUGGGGCUUGGGGGGAGGUUUAAGGGGAGUCAUGCGAGGCUGUAAUGGAAUGAGAAAGGCCCAGAAUGUGUUAGUCUGCGCAGGGGAAGUGUCCUGAGGGGAGGGAGCUUGGGAGUGUCUAAGGCCUGGAUGGCAAAGUGAAGGUAGUGGAAGUUGGAGUAUCCUGGGUGCCCACUGCUCAUCUGUCUGUCCGUCUGCUCUUACUUUGGGCUGACAACUGCUCGUUGGCAGGGCUUAAAUGUGGGCUGUCUCACUACCUGCCAGGAAGCUGGAGGGGCUCCUGAGGAACAUUGAGGCCAUGGCUGAGACACUGUUGAUCAUAUUUGGCCUCUGCACCCCGUGUCACAUAAUCCUGACAAUUCCAGACCCCCCUUCCAAUGUCCUUGUGAGCUAUAUGGGCUUGUCUUCCCUCUUAGUCACAAGGAUCAAGCCAAGGGUCAGUCAACUAAAUGGCUCUAACCCCAGCCUCUGCUGCCAGAAUUAGGAGAGCAAAGCAGAAACUGCAGUUACAAGGCCCCCAGGAUGAGGGCCCAUCCCAGUCCUGUGUCCCUUGUUCUGUGGACCUGCUCCCCAGAUAGAGGCCUCAGACCCACAGGACGUGGCCGGUGCGCAGGGACUUCCAGUCCCCGGCCCUCGCUCCAUUGAGUACUGACUUCUUUCCAUGUUCUCUAGUGCCUUGGGGGUUUCCAUCAUCCUUCCAGAUAUGGUAUGAAGAACCUAUGCAAACUGUGUAAGCUUCUGCUCAUCAAUAAAUGCUUUAUUUAAAGCUCA